Molecule: messenger RNA, 192 nt
Organism: Dentiscutata erythropus
Lineage: Eukaryota; Fungi; Glomeromycota; Glomeromycetes; Diversisporales; Gigasporaceae
Source: the annotation of a GenBank genome assembly
AUGGGCAUUGAUCCAAAAACAUCGGUUGUUAAUCCCAAAGGUAAAGUUUGGGAAGUAGAUAAUCUUUAUGUUGCUGAUGCAAGUGUACUUCCAACUUCUGUUGGCGUCAAUCCUAUGAUUACCAUUUGCAGUGUUGCAUAUUCAAUUGCAAAUUUCAUCAUUAGGGACGAUAUGCCUAAAUCAAAGAUUUAA